Lathyrus sativus (Indian pea) is the source of this 1488-nucleotide messenger RNA. Lineage: Eukaryota; Viridiplantae; Streptophyta; Magnoliopsida; Fabales; Fabaceae. The record is from the annotation of a GenBank genome assembly.
AUGGCUGAAGAUAGAACCGCCAUGGAAGAGAGUUUGUUAGGAAAAGAGAUUUAUCCAAAAACAGAUAGCCAUGGAGAAGAAGAGAGGAAGAAGAAGGGAAUUAGUAAGGAUAUUUACUUGAAGGAAAUGGAGAGGAUUUGUUACUUAUCAGGUCCUAUGGUAGCGGUGGUUUUGUCGCAGUAUUUGUUGCAGGUUGUUUCUACCAUGAUAGUUGGUCAUUUGGGGGAACUCUAUCUCUCUAGCGCCGCCUUGUCUAUCUCCUUCGCCGGUGUUACUGGUUUCAGCUUCCUGAUGGGAAUGGCUAGUGGGCUAGAAACCACAUGUGGACAAGCUUAUGGAGCAAAACAAUAUCAAAGAAUAGGAAUGCAAACAUACACAGCUAUCUUUUCUCUCAUAUUAGUUUGUCUUCCACUAUCUUUCAUUUGGAUCAACAUUGAAAACAUACUUGUUUUCACAGGACAAGACACUCUAAUUGCACACGAAGCAGGAAGAUUCACAAUUUGGCUUCUUCCAGCACUUUUUGCAUAUGCAAUAUUGCAACCACUAGUUAGAUAUUUCCAAAUACAAAGCUUGCUUAUUCCAAUGCUUUUGAGUUCUUGUGUCACUCUUGUUGUCCAUAUACCUCUUUGUUGGGCUUUGGUUUUCAAGACAGGAUUGAAUAAUAUUGGUGGAGCAAUUGCAAUGAGCAUUUCCAUUUGGUUAAAUGUCAUUUUUCUUGCAUUGUACAUGAGAUACUCUUCUUCAUGUGCAAAAACUAGAGCUCCGAUUUCUAUGGAGCUGUUCCAAGGAAUUUGGGAGUUUUUCCGCUUUGCUAUACCUUCUGCAGUAAUGGUUUGCCUUGAAUGGUGGUCAUUUGAGCUAAUGGUCUUACUCUCCGGGCUGUUACCCAAUCCACAACUUGAAACUUCUGUUCUAUCAGUUUGUCUCAAUACCAUCGCAACUCUCUAUACAGUACCAUUUGGAAUUGGUGCUGCAGCAAGUACAAGAGUUUCAAAUGAACUAGGAGCUGGGAAUCCAUUUGAAGCACGCGUUGCUGUGUUAGGUGCUUUGUCACUAUCACUCAUUGAAACAAGUAUAGUGAGUGCAACCCUUCUUGCAUGCCGCCAUGUCUAUGGUUACAUUUUCAGCAAUGAUAAGGAAGUAGUUGAUUAUGUAACUGUCAUGGCUCCUCUGGUUUGUAUAUCUGUUAUAUUGGACAGCUUACAAGGUGUUCUUGCUGGGAUCGCUAGAGGCUGUGGAUGGCAACACCUAGGAGUUUAUGUGAAUCUGGGGGCCUUCUACCUGUGUGGGAUUCCUGUUGCUGCUGCAUUGGCAUUUUGGGUUCAAGUGGGAGGGAAAGGACUUUGGAUUGGUAUACAAGUUGGUGCUUUUGUUCAAUGUGUUCUUCUUUCUAUCAUAACAAGUUGUAUAAAUUGGGAGCAACUGGCAAUGAAGGCUAGACAGAGGUUAUUUGAUGUUCAAUUUUCAGCAGAGAAUAGAUUGGUAUGA